Molecule: messenger RNA, 1901 nt
Organism: Pollicipes pollicipes
Lineage: Eukaryota; Metazoa; Arthropoda; Thecostraca; Pollicipedomorpha; Pollicipedidae
Product: 3-ketoacyl-CoA thiolase, mitochondrial
Exons: 9
Coding region: 128-1324 (398 amino acids)
Biological process (GO): fatty acid beta-oxidation
Cellular component (GO): mitochondrion
Molecular function (GO): acetyl-CoA C-acetyltransferase activity
Source: RefSeq, a predicted model, not a curated record
CGAACAGUGGAUCGAAUCAGCUGAUCAUCACUCAUUCAAUAACCUUCGACGGUGCUGACCCGCAAUCUCUCUAAGCGCCGUAUCAGCGUAGAAAUCACAAAGAAGCAAGUAAAUCACAGAGGCCAGAAUGUCAUCCAUUACAAAAGGCAUCUUUAUUGUCGGCGCCAAGCGCACGCCCUUCGGAGCUUUCUGCGGCAAGCUGUCCAACAAGACCUGCACGGACCUACAGGAAGUGGCCGCCAGGGCGGCGCUACAGGCGGCUAAGGUCAAGCCGGAGCUUGUAGACUCUGUGGUCAUCGGCAAUGUUCUAUCCUGUUCGUCGGUGGAGGCGCCGUACAUCUCCCGACACACGGCCCUGCGGCUGGGCUGCGACGUGGCCACACCGGCGCUCACCGUCAACCGGCUGUGCGGCUCCGGCUUCCAGGCCGUCGUCAACGGCGCGCACGACAUCCUGAUGGGCGACUCGCGCGUGGUGCUGACCGGCGGCAGCGACAACAUGACGCAGGCGCCGCACGCGGUGCGCGGCCUGCGUACGGGCGUCAAGCUGGGCACCAGCCCCCAGCUGGAGGACAUGAUGUGGGAGGCGCUCACCGACCAGCACUGCCGCACGCCCAUGGGCGUCACGGCCGAGAACCUGGCCGAGAAGUACGGCAUCACGCGCCAGGACGCCGACGAGUUCGCCAUCGGCUCGCAGCAGAAGUGGAAGGCUGCGCACGACGGCGGCCUGUUCCAGGACGAGAUGGCGCCCGUCACCGUCAAGGUGAAGCGACAGGACACCGUCAUGGACAUGGACGAGCACCCUAAGCCGCAGUCGGACCUGGCCGGCAUUGGCAAGCUGCCGUCCGUCUUCAAGAAAGGCGGCACGGUCACCGCGGCCACUGCCUCCGGCAUCUGCGACGGCGCCGGCGCGGUGGUGCUGGCCUCGGAGGCGGCCGUGAAGGAGCACGGCCUGACGCCGCUCGCCCGCCUGGUGGGGUACUCCGUGGCCGGCGUCGAGCCUACCAUCAUGGGCAUCGGGCCGGCGCCGGCCAUCCGCAAACUGCUGGAGAAGGCCGGCCUCACGCUCAACGACAUCGGCCUGGUGGAGAUUAACGAGGCGUUCGCGCCGCAAACGCUGGCGUGCCAGCGCGAGCUGGACCUGGACCCGGCCAAGCUGAACGUGAACGGCGGCGCCAUCGCGCUCGGCCACCCGCUGGCCGCCUCUGGCGCGCGCAUCACCGCCCACCUGGUGCACCAGCUCAGGCGGCGCGGCGAGAAGUACGCCAUCGGCUCGGCAUGCAUCGGCGGCGGUCAGGGCAUUGCCCUGCUGCUGGAGGCCGUGUAAGCAGCUACCGCCGUACUCAGGGCCGGACUGACGGAGUCGUCGGGAAGGAAAGGAAUCGACCCUCACUUUUAGGCCGCCUUUUACGAAGGUUUCGGGAGGAAUUGUUAAGCUGUUGCGACCUGGCACCUGUGUUGCCUGUGCGACCCGUUCUCCGUCUUUCUACAAAUCUUUUACAUGCGGCGCAGUCCGACGAAGCGUUCAUUCUCCGGUAAGAUCAUCGGAACGCAGCGUGGUCAGGGCCGGGCGGAGGUCGGUGGAGGCCAUCCCUUCGCAGAGACCUGCAAAGGUCCGCAGUUCCGGCCGUGUGAACAGACGCGUCGAGUUUACAGACAACGUGGCGGAACUUGCGGGCGCCAUAAUGAGUGGAUAACGCUUCCACACAUGUACAACAGAGAGAACUGAUUGUAGUAAGUGAACGUAAUCAGGGUUGAAUGCAAGGAAAGACGUACCUUGCCGGUCUUGAUUGUAUGAAUGAAAAUGUGAGAUAUUGUUAGGAAAAGGGGUGUAGGAAGUAUUGGUAUUAACAGGACGUUUACCAUCGCGGGGACAGAGUGCAAAUAUAUUGACGCAACAAGCA